Molecule: messenger RNA, 462 nt
Organism: Peronospora matthiolae
Lineage: Eukaryota; Oomycota; Peronosporomycetes; Peronosporales; Peronosporaceae
Source: the annotation of a GenBank genome assembly
AUGAUGGAGCUAGAGAACGACCACAUCGACGACAUUUUGUACGUCGCUAACGACGUCUUCGAAGAUGCCGCUACUUUUCGACACAUCGACCAAAACUUAUUGUUGUCGCAUGACGUGAACGACAACGUGGUGCAUGCCGUGGAGAAGGCAUGGAAAAAGGCAGGAAGCGUAGAAGCAGAGCAUGCUGUUGCGGCUCAAAAGGUCAGGAUGCCCUCGCUGGUGCUUCAAAAGACGGACUGGCGUCUGCACUUGCAAAUGGGGAGCAGCAAGCGUGCGGGAUAUUUGCAGCCAAUGGCGAUAUUCCAGCUGGACGUGAUGGACGAGCGAUCGAAGACGAAGCAGACUGAGAGGUUAGACGUUGAGCUUUCACACGAAGAGUUGCGGUUAUUUUUUCUCCAGCUGAAUGGAAUCCAAGCAGAAUUGGAUGCUUUUCCAACGCCACCAACCGAUCUUGCGCUGUAA